GUCUACAUUUAGAAAGUGAGUUGUAAGUCAAAACAUAUUCACCUAGGCGCCUAGACACAAACACACUAAGGUUCUUCUUUAUCUACUAAGCCUUAUGCUUACAAUCUUAGACAUAUACUGCAAACAAUUACCUUUAAUAUUGAUUAACACCUCUAAGUGUAAAAAGGAUCCUAAUGAUAUGUAUUAUAUACAAUGCCAACUGUUAUGAUGAAGUAAAAGCUAGAUCGCUGUAUGCAAUGGCGACCAGUCUUACCUACAUCAACAGUGGAAUGGAGCCUUUCCGUUGGAAAGGAUAGUCGAUGUCAUUCUCAGCCAUGUCCACAAGGUCAGUUAUAUUAGCUCGACACAAGCGAAAACGAUUUAAACACAUUACUAAAGUGACAAAUUACUGUUGACGAAUAUUCUAUUCUCAAAGUGGAGGGUCUUCUGGUGAUUUCUUCCCCAACUUACCAUCAUGUGUUAUGCUUCUGGGUCGAAGUGACUGGCGAUCGAAUUAUUAAUCUUUAGAUGAUGGUUAGAUCAAGAGAUUUUACUUUUGUUAUUGGUCUUGUGAUAUAGGCAACAGAUGGAACUGUUUAUAUAUUGCUCCAUUAAGCUAAAGGCAGUACACAAAUCUAUAUAUAUAUAAAAACCGAUCAAACCCGUCUGACAUGUAUAACGACGGUAGCAGACGAGAAGAACACGGAGGUCAGAGAUUAAUCAGUUGUGCGCUUAACCGAAGAAAGAAAUAAGAAAUAAGAGUCAGAUAGUGUCAAGUCUUUUCUGGGUCAGCAGAUAAGCUUUUGCCUUUAAAAGUAAUAGUGAAGGAGUGCCAGAAGUCGUCUGCAUUUUGUGUCGUCUGAUCGUUUGUCUCUUACCGGCUGUGUUUCCACAAUGCGACAUCCAGUCUUUCCUUGGCUUUUCCUUUAUUUCUCUACUUCCUCACUCAUCCUGUCAUCUGCAAUCCUUGUGGAUGACAGGGCCAGACAGCCCAACAUAGUGCUUGUCGUGGCCGACGACUAUGGAUACAACGACAUCAGCUACCACGGUUCUAGGAUUCGAACCCCUAACCUGGAGAAACUGGCUGACGAUGGGGUCAGGUUAGAAAACUAUUAUGUCCAGCCCAUAUGUAGUCCUACACGCAGUCAGCUGAUGUCAGGACGAUACCAGAUCCACACAGGUCUUCAACACUCGGUCAUCCACCCAGGACAGCCUAACGGGCUUCCGCUAGACAGCCCCACCCUGGCCGACAAGCUGAGAGAAGCCGGGUACGCCACCCAUGCGGUGGGCAAGUGGCACCUCGGGCUCUACAAGAAAGAGUUCCUACCCACAAACCGGGGCUUCGACUCUUUUUACGGGUACUACUUGGGUGCGGAGGAUUACUACACCCAUCAUAGAUGUUACACUACAGGUUGCGGCCUGGAUCUCCACAACAACACGGACCCUGACCUCAGCCAAGACCAGGUGUACUCCACCUUUCUCUUCACCCAACGGGCCGAGGACAUUGUCAGAACCCACUCACCCUCCAAGCCGCUCUUCCUGUACCUGGCAUACCAGUCGGUGCACGCACCUCUCCAGGUCCCUGAGAAGUACACAGAGCAGUACCACGACAUUAACAACCACAGCAGGAGAACCUACGCCGGCAUGGUCUCCUGCAUGGACGAGGGUAUUGGUAACCUGACAACCACCCUGCAAGAAGCUGGACUGUGGGACAACACCGUCUUCAUCUUCACUACAGACAACGGCGGUCAGGUGCACGCCGGCGGUAACAACUGGCCGCUGAGAGGCUACAAGGAUACUUUGUGGGAAGGAGGAGUGCGAGGGGUGGGCUUCGUCCAUAGCAACCUUCUUGCCCAAAAACGGGAGGUUAGCAGAGCUUUCGUGCACGUGUCGGACUGGUUCCCGACAUUGGUGAAGCUGGCCGGUGGUUCGUUGAACGGCACUCAGCCGCUGGACGGCUUUGACCAGUGGCCGACCGUCAGCGAGGCCAAAGCCAGUCCACGGACAGAACUCUUACACAACAUCGACAUCCUCACACCACCUUCUGGUACACGGCUGUACCCGAACCUCUUCGACACUCGAGUGCGAGCGGCCAUCCGGGUAGGUGACAUGAAACUGAUAACAGGAAACCCGGGUGACGGCUCCUGGGUGCCUCCACCCGAGAUGCCACAUUCUACUCAUACCACAUGAAAUACCCUACAUAGAGGCAGCGCCACCCAGAACGUGUGGCUGUUCAACAUCACCGCCGACCCCGAGGAGCGGGUCGACCUGUCGCACACCCACCUCGACCUCGUGCAUCAGCUGCUCCAGCGUCUUGACUACUACAGUUCUACAGCUGUGCCACCACGGUACCCGCCUGAUGACCCCAACUCCAAUCCUGCGAGACACGGGGGUGUCUGGGGUCCUUGGCAAUAGGAGCGUGAUAAACGCAAGAUGUCUGUUCCUCCUGAAUCGAUUCGUCGGAUUGAAGUUUGUUUCUGUACACCAAGGGAGAAUUUGAAAACCCUGGUAUAAUAAUUAUUAAAAAAUCAUUUAAUGUCUUUUAAUGAAGAAUAAAAUAUUUUUAUUCUACACUGCGAGACACGGGGGUGUCUGGGGUCCUUGGCAAUAAAAGCAUGAUAACUACGGGAUUUUCUGUUAUCCUGAAGAGAAUCGUUGGAAUGGGUUAUUUUUUCUGAACGCCGAAAUAGGCUUUUGAAUACCAUGGAAACCGUGGGAGAAGCCAGGAAAAAUAUAUGAGUGCUGGAUAGAAAAAAA
Molecule: messenger RNA, 2736 nt
Organism: Pomacea canaliculata
Lineage: Eukaryota; Metazoa; Mollusca; Gastropoda; Architaenioglossa; Ampullariidae
Product: arylsulfatase B-like
Exons: 5
Coding region: 874-2169 (431 amino acids)
Source: RefSeq, a predicted model, not a curated record